Messenger RNA from Arvicola amphibius (Eurasian water vole), 2193 nucleotides. It is a transcript of the gene Slc68a1, whose product is annotated as major facilitator superfamily domain containing 13A. The record is from RefSeq and is a predicted model, not a curated record. The coding region runs from base 140 to 1690 and encodes 516 amino acids. The transcript has 9 exons. Lineage: Eukaryota; Metazoa; Chordata; Mammalia; Rodentia; Cricetidae.
GGCGCACUGGCUGGCACCUGGCUCCCGGCAGCCACGGAAUUAGGCAUACCCUGCCAGGAUUGCGAGACGAGCAUGAUCCCACUGCCAGCGUUUGUGAGUCCUCCUCCGUGCUCCUGGGGCUGAGGCUCGGCCAGCAGCCAUGGGACUAGACUGGCCCCACGCCUGGCUGUCGGGCCUGCCCACAGCCGUGGUGUAUGGUUCCUUGGCUCUCUUCACCUCCGCCCUGCAUAACGUGUUCCUGCUGUACUACGUGGACACAUUUGUCUCGGUGUAUAAGAUCAACAAACUGUCCUUCUGGAUUGGAGAGACCGUAUUCCUCCUCUGGAACAGCUUCAACGACCCCAUCUUUGGCUGGCUCAGUGACCACAAGUUCCUCAGCUCCCAGCCCCGAUCGGGAGCCGGGCUCUCCUCCAGAGACGUGGUGCUGACCCGGGUGAGGGCUCUGAGUUGGCACGGGCCCUUGCUGGCAUUGUCGUUCCUGGCCUUCUGGGUGCCCUGGGCCCCUGCUGGCUUGCAGUUCUUACUGUGCUUGUGUCUCUAUGAUGGCUUCCUGACCCUCGUGGACCUCCACCACCACGCCUUGCUGGCCGACCUGGCUCUCUCCGCCCACGACCGCACCCACCUCAACUUCUACUGCUCCCUCUUCAGUGCGGCUGGCUCCAUGUCUGUCUUUGCCUCCUACGCCUUUUGGAACAAGGAGGACUUCUCCUCCUUCCGUGCCUUCUGUGUGGUACUAGCUGCCGGCUCUGGCCUAGGCUUCCUGGGGGCCACACAAUUGUUGAGGCAGCGGAUUGAGACCACCAGAAGGGACAGGGGGUACUCAGCCAUGGUCAUGGAUGGCGGCGUAUGUGAAGAAGAGCCUCUGGUGGGUGGUGAAGAAGCAGGCAACAUUACCUUGGGCCAGUACCUCCGGCAACUAGCACGCCACCAAAACUUCCUGUGGUUCGUGGGCAUGGACUUGGUACAGGUGUUUCACUGCCAUUUCAACAGUAACUUCUUCCCUCUCUUCCUGGAGCACUUGUUGUCUGACCACAUCUCCCUCUCGACAGGCUCCUUCCUAUUGGGCAUCUCCUAUGUUGCUCCCCAUCUCAACAACCUCUACUUCCUGCCCCUGUGCCGGCGCUGGGGUGUCUACGCCGUGGUGCAGGGCCUCUUCCUGCUCAAGCUGGGCCUUAGCCUCCUCAUGCUGCUGGCUGGCCUGGACCGCCCCGGCCUGCUUUGCUUCUUCAUUGCCAGCAAUCGUGUCUUCACUGAGGGCACCUGUAAGCUGCUGACCCUUGUGGUCACUGACCUAGUGGAUGAGGACCUGGUGCUGAACCACCGGAAACAGGCAGCCUCAGCUCUCCUCUUCGGUAUGGUUGCCCUGGUGACCAAACCUGGCCAGACCUUUGCCCCACUGCUGGGCACCUGGCUCCUCUGCUUCUACACAGGUCAUGACCUUUUUCAGCAGUCCCCAGUGAUCGUGGGGAGUGUCCAGCCGUGGCCAGAGCCCCCAGCCCCAGCCCCAGCGCAGGCUGCAACACUCCGCCAGGGCUGCUUCUACCUGCUGGUGCUGGUGCCCAUCACCUGCGCUCUGCUGCAGCUUUUGACCUGGUCCCAGUUCACGCUGCAUGGGAGACGCCUCCGCAUGGUCAAGGCCCAGCGCCAGAACCUGGCACAGAUCCGAACGCUGGACAUUAAGAUGGUGUGAGAGCGGUUGCAAAGGCACUCUGCUGAGGUCCUUGCCCCAGUCCCAGCAGGAACCUCUCAUGCCGGCCAGCAUCCUGCUUCAUCUUCGCUGAGUGUAGCUGGGAGAGCAGCUGGCUGGGGCAGCUCCUGGGGAGGUCUGCCCUUUGCUAGCAGGCUGAUUGAGCUCGGGCAAGGGCUGGGUCGUAUGUGCUCAGGGACUGUGGCUCCUGUGGGGCAAGAAGGAAGGAGGACCAGAAAGGGCAGGGUGGAGUGUGGUGCACAAGGAGUUGCUGGGGUCCUGGAGCUGGAGCUGGCAACUUGGUGGGUUCAGGAACUUCUGAGACUGUAACUCCUUUUGCCCGCUCAGGCGAAGCUGACUGAAGUGCUCCUUGCCUCUCCUCGCAGUCAUUUCUCCGAGGGUUCUCUGCUUCAGUUGGAAGUAGCAUGGCCUCUGUGCUGUGGGCUCCCCAAAGCCCAGCAGGCCUCCAAACUCUAAAGAGUUUCGAGUAAAGCCAGUCAUUCCUA